CUUCACAGCUCGGAGCUCACGACUUUGGCUGAAUGUAUUCAUGACUUGUCACUGUCACUACCAUCACAGCCAUCCCGAAGCCAAAUCAUCGUCCGAAAGCGAACAUCGCUCGCCUUGCUGCUCGAUCCGGAAAGCGCCUACAAGCGCUCGUUGCUCUUGCCAGAGUAUGGGCGACUCGGGUUAUCGAGGCAUCUCCGCCUCUCACGCCGAUGCGCGCUUUGCAGGCAAGGAGCAAAAAGCUAUCUCUCUGCUUCAAUCGCAAGGCAAAUUUCCGGCUUCUUUUGCUCAAAAAGUGGAUCUGAGAAAGGUCAAUUUGGAAGUGAUCAGACCUUGGGUCGAGGAUAAGACGAAGGAGCUGUUGGGCUUCGAUGAUGAUGUCGUCGCGGAAUACGCCAUGGGGAUGCUGGAGAAUACAGAGGAAAAGAUUCCAGACCCGAAGAAGCUUCAGCUUUCAUUGACAGGCUUUCUAGAGUCCAAGACGCCCGAAUUCAUGGCCUCUCUUUGGGACCUCCUGCUGGAUGCACAAGCUUCCAUCGGAGGUAUUCCGUCCGCUCUGGUACAGCAAAAGAAGGCGGAGCUCGCUCAGGCGAGGGCUGCAGAUGCUCAAGCUCUAUCCAGAGCUGGAUUGACAGGUGCUGCAGGACGUGGCAGAGGUGGAGGCAGGGGCUCGGCCAGGGAUCAUGAUCGAAGAGUUGGCCCCGCCUCGUUCAAGGACAAGUCUGGAAACCUGACUGAGAAAGUGCGAGACAGCGGCUGGGGUGCGCGAGCUCGAGGUAAUGUUGAGUCAGUUCGACAGGGACCGCCAGAACCGGGUGCGAGCGAUCGAAGAUCUCGUUCGAGGUGGGACGGACUUGCGAGGGACGAAGGACGAUCUUGGCGUGAUGAGCCCAGAGGCUGGUCGGGCUACCAUGAUGACUCAUCCAGUGGCCGAUCUUACGCGAGGGAGCACAGGUCUCGUGACAAGCCCGAACGGUACGAGUCGAGAGGAAGAGAAAGAUCUUUCAGCCCACCGCGACACAGAGAUGGUCGCAGAUCGUACGAUCGACCGAGAUCCAGAUCUAGAUCCAUGUCCGUCACGCCUGAAUACGAUAGGCGAAGAUCGCACUCGGGCAGACACGACCGGUCAAGCAGACGACGAUCGAGGACGCGGUCAAGGUCUAGAUCGCCACGACGUGCGCCAAGGAAAGAUGACUCGGUCACUCCAAGAAGACACCACGCAGACUCGUCAAGCUCGCCAGUCUACAGAAGGAGGAGAAGCCCAACAUAUAGCCUUUCUCCGCCGCGAAGGUUAUCGAGAAGGUCGGAGCGCGGCCCGGAAACACGUGGAGAGAGCAGCAGGAGCAUGAGUAGGAGUCCGGUGAGGGAGAGGAGUAGGGACCGUAGGCACGGCAAGACGAGGCAGGAGAAAGAGGAGACCUCUUACGCUGGAGCGAAAGGCAAGAAGAGCCGGUGGGACUGAGCGGCCCCCAGAGUAGGGAUCGAGCUUAGCUCCAUCGUUCGCAGAUGCUGUUCCUAUAUGCGAGGCGAUCGCAGCGAGCAGCAGUACAAACACCGAAGCGCAAUUUGCCUGGAUGUUGCGUCUUCGAAAGCAAGGCUGUGGCGGCCUUGGACGACUGCAUGUCCAAGUUUGUUGAGAGUACCAUCGCAUGUCACGGCUUCUUUGGUAUCAGAAUCGUCGAAUGGCUUGAUGUAAGCUGGGCCCAUCUGCAUGGCCGCGCACUGCCCACGACUUUCUUCGAUUGAUCAUCUUUGAGAAGGGCCGUUUGCGUCAAGUGUGAAGGCACGGGGACGGGGCAUGCUUCUGAUUCCGCUGCUUCAUCGAAG
Molecule: messenger RNA, 1824 nt
Organism: Ceraceosorus guamensis
Lineage: Eukaryota; Fungi; Basidiomycota; Exobasidiomycetes; Ceraceosorales; Ceraceosoraceae
Exons: 3
Coding region: 41-1459 (472 amino acids)
Biological process (GO): mRNA processing; regulation of mRNA splicing, via spliceosome
Cellular component (GO): spliceosomal complex
Molecular function (GO): RNA binding
Source: RefSeq, a predicted model, not a curated record